AGUGCUAGUGCUGCUGCUGCUGCGUGGUUUUGUAUUGUAUGUAGUUUAGUUCGUGAAUGUUUUUCAACUGUCAUAAAAGUACAUUCAUAACAUUUAUAUCAAUUAAUUUACUUACUCAUCAUGUCGAUCGAAAUUGAGUCCGCUGACGUCAUUAGGUUAAUCCAACAAUAUUUAAAAGAAUCUAAUCUUGUUAAAACGCUACAAACCAUUCAGGAAGAAACCGGUGUUUCACUUAAUACUGUAGAUAGUGUUGAGGGUUUUGUAGCAGAUAUUAAUAAUGGGCACUGGGACACUGUACUCAAAGCUAUACAAUCGCUUAAAUUACCGGAUAAGAAAUUAAUUGAUUUAUACGAACAGGUGGUUUUAGAACUAAUUGAAUUACGAGAGUUGGGAGCUGCAAGAAGUUUGUUGAGACAAACUGAGCCAAUGGUUAUGAUGAAACAACAAGAACCAGAGAGAUAUAUUCAUUUAGAAAACCUUCUUGCAAGAUCUUACUUUGAUCCAAGAGAAGCCUAUCCAGAUGGAAGUACCAAAGAAAAAAGAAGAGCUCAAAUUGCUACAUCAUUGUCUGGUGAAGUUUCAGUAGUACCAUCCAGUAGGUUGUUGGCAUUAUUGGGUCAAGCUUUAAAAUGGCAACAGCAUCAAGGACUUUUGCCACCUGGUACAACAAUUGACUUGUUCAGAGGUAAAGCUGCUGUUAGAGAACAAGAAGAUGAAAAAUACCCUACACAAUUAUCAAAACAAAUUAAGUUUGGUACCAAGUCCCAUGUUGAAUGUGCUAGAUUUUCACCUGAUGGUCAGUACUUAGUCACAGGAUCAGUAGAUGGAUUUAUAGAGGUUUGGAAUUUUACUACUGGUAAAAUUAGGAAAGAUUUAAAGUACCAAGCUCAAGAUAAUUUCAUGAUGAUGGAGCAAGCUGUUUUAGCCAUGGCAUUCAGUCGAGAUAGUGAAAUGUUGGCAGGAGGUGCUCAAGAUGGAAAAAUAAAAAUUUGGAAAGUUCAAAGUGGACAAGUUCUUAGAAAAUUUGAAAAAGCACAUUCGAAAGGUGUGACAUGUUUACAAUUCAGUAGAGAUAACAGUCAAAUAUUAUCAGCAUCGUUUGAUGCAACAAUUAGAAUUCAUGGUCUGAAAUCUGGGAAAACUUUAAAAGAGUUCAGGGGACAUUCUUCUUAUGUAAAUGAAGUUAUAUUUUCUUCAGAUUCUCAUAAUAUCAUCAGUGCUUCAUCUGAUGGUACUGUAAAAGUAUGGAGUUUGAAAACAACAGAAUGCACUGGUACUUUUAAAUCCUUGGGAGCAGCUGAUCUUACAGUCAACAGUGUACACACUUUACCAAAAAAUCCAGAACAUUAUGUAGUUUGCAAUCGUUCAAAUACAGUUGUUAUCAUGAAUAUGCAAGGCCAAAUUGUAAGGUCUUUUUCAAGUGGUAAACGAGAAGGAGGUGAUUUUGUAUGUGCAGUUGUAUCACCCAAAGGAGAAUAUAUUUAUUGUGUUGGUGAAGAUUUUGUAUUGUACUGUUUCUCAACUACUUCUGGUAAAUUGGAAAGAACAUUAAAUAUCCACGAAAAAGAUGUGAUUGGACUAGCUCAUCAUCCACAUCAGAAUUUAUUGUGCUCUUACAGCGAAGAUGGUCUUGUAAAAUUAUGGAAACCUUAAGUACAGUGAAAAUGUUAAUACAUUUUCAACUUAGAUUAUAAAUACAAUAUGAUACAUAGAUUAUAAAUACAAUAAUUGAGCAUGGUAGUAGUUUAUCUAAAUGAAUUGAAUUUCAUUAUUUAAUCAGUCUCUUUUGAUACAAACCGUUAUAGAACACAUAAAAAAUGAAAGAUUUUUAGUUGUGAUUCAAUUAAUUUUUAGAUUUGAAUAUAACGUGAUUGAAGAAUGACAUGUGAACAAAAAUAAUGAUUUAUGACUGUAAAAAAUUUAUUUUAAAAAUUUUUAUAAAUACAUUGAUUGUACAAUUCAAGUGCAAAA
Trichogramma pretiosum is the source of this 1971-nucleotide messenger RNA. It is a transcript of the gene Smu1, whose product is annotated as WD40 repeat-containing protein SMU1. The record is from RefSeq and is a predicted model, not a curated record. Gene Ontology annotation, molecular function: protein binding. Gene Ontology annotation, cellular component: precatalytic spliceosome. Bases 121 to 1653 code for a protein of 510 amino acids. The transcript is spliced from 7 exons. Gene Ontology annotation, biological process: mRNA splicing, via spliceosome. Lineage: Eukaryota; Metazoa; Arthropoda; Insecta; Hymenoptera; Trichogrammatidae.